Elaeis guineensis (African oil palm) is the source of this 1136-nucleotide messenger RNA. RefSeq lists its product as uncharacterized. NCBI's taxonomy places the organism in Eukaryota, Viridiplantae, Streptophyta, Magnoliopsida, Arecales, Arecaceae. Gene Ontology annotation, biological process: regulation of DNA-templated transcription. Gene Ontology annotation, molecular function: double-stranded DNA binding. The record is from RefSeq and is a predicted model, not a curated record.
UUUUCGCCGGAAAUGACCUUUUGCCAGUUUGAAAGGUACAAAAUCCACACCGCUGGCGGUAUCCACCAUCCAGAUAUCGGAGGGGGCAUCGGCCGAGAUUUUCCUCCUCUUAUUUAUGCGGGGAAGGUCGCAGGCCUAUGAAUCUAAGGGCUGGGGACGGGCUUACCGCCAGCGAACGUCCCUCCAAUCUCCGUUAGCCAUGAACUCUCUCUCCGCGAAAUCAUCUUCUUCUACCCGCGCUCUUCUGCUCUCUACGGGAUGUUGGGCAAAUCAUCAGCAUCACUGUUGCUGACCUUUGAAUCCGCAGCAUUUAGCCCCCUUUCAUCUGUAGGUUGCUUGUCAGAUGUAUCAAUUUCAACACCCAGUCUGGCAUUGCUUAUGCAGAAGCCACCAUGUGGAGUAAGGCCCCAUGUCCAAACAAAUAUAAAUAGAGAAAGAUGCCGCAUUUUAAGCUGUACAUUGAAAAGGUGGAAGAUAAAUUCAAUUGGUCAAACAGAGGCAGUAGUGCUAGAAGAUGAAGAGAAGAAAACAUGGGAAGAAUGCAAAGGGAUGCUUUCCACAUUAAGUUUUUCAGCUGAGGUGGCAGAUGUGAUGCUUCAGAAAGCAUUUGGAUGGAUCCAUUCACCUUAUUGGGGUGAAGAGAAGAAGAAGGAAGUUCCAAGAUAUGAAAUGGUAAAUGAAGUAUUGGAGUACCUGAAGGGCUUAGGCCUUUCUGAUGAUGAUCGUCACAAAUUACUUAAGAAGUUUCCUGAAGUGCUUGGAUGUGAUCUCAAUGAUGAAGUGAAGACCAAUGUUGCCACACUAGCGAGGGAGUGGGGAAUCAAAGGAAAAACUCUUCGAAAUCUUCUUCUGCGGAACCCGAAAGUUUUAGGCUAUAAUGUGGACUGUAAGGGAGAUUGCAUGGCUAAGUGCACCCGGUGUUGGGUUCGGUUUUAGUAUUUUUGUCUGCAGAUUGGUAUAUACAUUCAUAAUGUUUCGCAGUCAUUACCCAUGCAUUUUGAGUUGACGUUCAGGUAAAAGCUAUGCAGUUUAAAGAUUAAUAUGUAGGAGGUCAAAAGUCAGUAAGCUAAACAUUUUGGAAGGCCUUCUGUAGUUCUUUGCCAUUUACGAUGGAUAAAGAGCACAUUGAUGUUUUA